Equus quagga is the source of this 4158-nucleotide messenger RNA. It is a transcript of the gene UST, whose product is annotated as uronyl 2-sulfotransferase. Gene Ontology annotation, cellular component: membrane. The coding region runs from base 288 to 1508 and encodes 406 amino acids. The transcript is spliced from 8 exons. Lineage: Eukaryota; Metazoa; Chordata; Mammalia; Perissodactyla; Equidae. The record is from RefSeq and is a predicted model, not a curated record. Gene Ontology annotation, molecular function: sulfotransferase activity.
GAGGCGCGGCGGGGCGCGGUGCGCGGGGGCGCUAGCGGGCGCGGGCCGGGCGCGGGCAGCGCCCCCGAGCCGGGGCCGGGCACCUCGGCCGCUCGGGCCGUGGCGGCGGGGACCAUGCCGAGGAAAGUCUCCUGAGCCCGGCAACUUCGGCCCCUCCCCGCCCCCACCCGGCUGCCCUCCGCGCGGCCCUGCCCAUGUGCCGCCGGCCGGCCGGGCUCUCCUCCUCGCAGGCGGAUGGGUGACCUUUUCCUGGCACGGGCAGGCUGUGCGAGGCGGCGGAGCAGGCGAUGAAGAAGAAGCAGCAGCAUCCCGGCGGCGGCGCGGAUCCCUGGCCCCAUGGGGCCCCUCUGGGGGGCGCCCCUGCCGGCCUGGGCAGCUGGAAGCGCCGGGUCUCCCUGCUGCCUUUCCUGCGCUUCUCCCUCCGGGACUACGGUUUCUGCAUGGCCACCCUGCUGGUCUUCUGCCUGGGCUCGCUCUUCUAUCAGCUCAGCGGGGGACCCCCUCGCUUCCUGCUCGACCUGCGGCAGUAUUUGGGAAAUUCCACUUACUUGGAUGACCAUGGACCACCCCCUAGUAAGGUUCUCCCUUUCCCGAGCCAGGUGGUGUACAACAGGGUAGGCAAGUGUGGGAGCCGUACUGUGGUCUUGCUUCUGAGAAUCUUGUCGGAGAAGCACGGAUUCAAUUUGGUCACGUCAGACAUUCACAACAAAACCAGGCUUACUAAAAAUGAACAAAUGGAACUGAUUAAAAAUAUAAGUACCGCCGAACAGCCUUAUUUAUUCACUCGACAUGUUCAUUUCCUCAACUUCUCAAGGUUUGGAGGAGACCAGCCCGUCUACAUCAACAUCAUUAGAGACCCUGUCAACCGGUUUUUAUCUAACUAUUUUUUCCGUCGAUUUGGAGACUGGAGAGGGGAACAGAAUCACAUGAUCCGCACCCCCAGCAUGAGGCAGGAGGAGCGCUACCUGGACAUCAAUGAGUGUAUUCUUGAAAACUAUCCCGAGUGUUCCAAUCCCAGGUUAUUUUACAUCAUCCCGUAUUUUUGUGGACAGCACCCCAGAUGCAGGGAGCCUGGUGAGUGGGCCCUUGAGAGAGCAAAACUGAACGUGAAUGAGAACUUCCUGCUCGUGGGGAUUCUGGAAGAGUUGGAAGAUGUGCUGCUUUUACUGGAAAGAUUCUUACCUCAUUACUUCAAGGGCGUGCUCAGUAUCUACAAAGACCCAGAGCAUAGGAAACUUGGGAAUAUGACUGUGACCGUCAAGAAGACUGUGCCCUCUCCCGAGGCUGUGCAGAUUCUCUACCAGCGAAUGAGAUAUGAGUACGAGUUCUACCACUACGUCAAAGAGCAAUUCCACCUGCUGAAGCGAAAGUUCGGACUGAAGUCUCACGUCAGCAAGCCCCCUCUGAGACCCCAGUUCUUUAUUCCAACCCCGCUGGAAACCGAGGAGCCCAUUGACGAUGAAGAACAAGAUGACGAGAAGUGGCUAGAAGAUAUUUAUAAGAGGUGAUGCCAGCACUGUGUUGCCUCCAGUGGCUUUAUCUCCCUUUUCCAGAAAGUUUUUGUUUGGGGAAGAAAAAUCCUUAAGGGACUAAAUUAAUGCUCGGUUGCAUUAAAAAGAACAAAAACAUUCCCACAUGUUGGGGUCAUUGGGAGAUACCCGGUUUUGCGGGUUUUAUUUGUUUAAUUUUAUUCUGUGUUUUUCCUGGCUCCUUGGGUCCUUCCCAGGCACACUAGAUGGUUCCAUCACAAGGCAUCUCGUCAUAAAAUAUCUUCCCCCCCCCAAGUAUAAUGAGAGAAGGGCGAGAAAUACAGCCCAUAGCCCAAUAACUUAUCAUUUGUAAAAUGAAUUGUAAAAAUAUUACCUCAGUGGUGGGAAACAUCCAGACUUGUAUAUUUUGGUAGAAAUACAAAACCACUUCAGAGAUCAGGGAAUCUAUUCUAGAAGGAUCUAAGAGGAGAAGGUAAGACAGAUAUCGACAUCAAAAGGGAGGAUGUCCCUGGGUGAGUGUUUUCUACCCACAUGGGUAGAAUUCUGCCUCUGGUCCAUCUCAGGAGACACUCUCAUCAAAAGCAGCAUUCUUAUCUCUGAAAGAGCAAGUCAGCUUGGGCCAUACACCCAACCAGGCCGGAGCCUUGACUACCUUUCAAGGUCAAAGUGCGUGGCCAACUCCAUUGAGACGUUCCAUUUCCAAGCGCCAUUCUGACAGAUAUCAAAGUAGCAUAGCAGGGAAAGAAAAUCGUGUGCUGUGUAAGGAAGAGUGUAGGCAAGACAGAUCAUCCCAGAAGGUCACGUAACAUCAGGAAAAUGGCACGGUUGUGUUCUUUGCACCCAAUAUGAAACAUCUCUCUCCCCAGCAUUGCUUUAGAAACCCAGGAACCUAUUUAGCUCUGGCAUUUGACUCCUUUGGCAGAAGUUCUAAGCCUGACCACAGACAGUACAUAGUCUCUCAGGUACAUCCCUAACCGAGUUGGGUCCCACAGUACCUGGUGUCUUUCACCUUCUGGCCCUUUAAACCAGUACCUGGCUUUUGGUAAAAAGGGGUACUGAGUUCUGUGCAGACAGCUGUGAAACUAGAGUCCCAUUUCCUAUGGAAGCAGCUUGCUCCUGAGAACCCUUCCUAGGACAUCAAGAAGAGGAGAAGCAAGAGUUUCUGGGUAAGAGACUGCUUGACCAGAUUUAUGAGUAGGUGUCUGGCCGCAGAGUGAUGUGGGUAGAUGCUGGGAAGCUCCGUUGCUCCAAAAUAGCUCUUUUUUUUCUGUCCUGGUCCCAUCGUCUACCAUCUAUCCGUGAUGCCUUGGUUCUUUGGUCUCUGAAAUGUUUUCAUCUCUAACUACCAGGCUACCCCUGAAAAUACAUAUAGUCCUGGGGGGAUCAGAUACAGCCAGCUGAGAAGCAAGGGUACAGAUGGUGGUGGCAGGGGACAGAUUUUGUCCCCUUCAUGUUUUUUCCCCUAGAGCCAGUCCUUCAAGAGCACUAGGAAAGUGUGAGUUGGGAAUACUUAAUAGUAAAUAAGACUCUGACUUUACACAAGCUACACAUUUUCUACUUUUCAGAAACCAACAAGUCUCUCUAGAGUUUUUUCUUCGUUCACUAAAACUGGAUGGUAGCCAAGAUAUAAAGCAAGUCCUUUGGAACCUGUCAAGUGUGCACUAAAGCUACUUUAUCAUGAGAUGUAUUCAGAAGGCUCCACCCCACAGGAGUCCAGUGAAGGCUGGGACCACAGGGGCACAAAGUCCAGCACUUGGCCACUUGUGGGCCUCCAUUCUGCCUCCGAGAACUGGAGCAGGGAAGUGAUUAAGGGAAAUGUCCUUAGAAGAGGAAAUAUCCUUUGUCCUGUGUAGCAACCAGGGCCCUACCAUUAGGCGUACCUUAAAAAAGCAACCCAGAGAACAGCUAUCGUACUGAGAACAAAAACAAGAACUCUUCCCUGGUCCGUGGUGAGUCAUUUCUAUGAAAUUGCAUCUGAAGAAUGAUAAUUAGUUUACACACUGUGCAAUCUCACUCUCUGAAAAUAAAGUUGAGUUGGCUAAGUGUCCUCUGCUGUUGUCAGAACAUCAGGACAAUUGGUCAUUUAACCAACGCAUCCUCCUAGUGCAAGUUCACGUGAGCACAUCUGCCUGUGUGUUCAAAGGCAUUUACUGUCAGCAAUGAUCAUUAUAACAAAAGAUGCUGACGAUUCAUUCACAGGGCCUUAAUGUUAUUUUGUCCCCAAAAUAGCCCCUAAGUCCUAAAAGGCAAGACACCUCAUCAAUUUAUUUGGCACACAGGACAACAUUUCUUUGGCCCUGAGCCCAACAGAGUUCGUACUUCAUGAAAUAUAUUGUACAUUUUACAUAGUUUAAUUUAAAAAAAUACAUUUUAAGCUGGUUGAUCUUUGACUGCCUUAUUUAUUAUAACCUUUCAGCACAUUCCAAGGUUUUAGUUACUCAGGAAGGAGUUAAUUAAAAUGAUUUUAUUUUGGUCCGAUGGAUGUUUUUUAAAAGGAAAAAUUAUUAUUAUGAGCCUUCAGCCUACUUUCCUUGAGUGCCGUAAAAGUGCUUGUAAAUUUUUUUUUUAAGAAGAAAGAAAAAAAUGGUGUUUGACAUUGAUGGAAAUUCAAAAAUAUAUAUGGACCUGAAACAUUAGCUUAGCUAAAAUAAAAGCAAUCUGUGUUCAA